Messenger RNA from Vidua macroura (Pin-tailed whydah), 2725 nucleotides. It is a transcript of the gene DNTTIP2, whose product is annotated as deoxynucleotidyltransferase terminal interacting protein 2. Bases 378 to 2663 code for a protein of 761 amino acids. Gene Ontology annotation, biological process: RNA processing. Lineage: Eukaryota; Metazoa; Chordata; Aves; Passeriformes; Viduidae. The transcript has 7 exons. Gene Ontology annotation, molecular function: RNA binding. The record is from RefSeq and is a predicted model, not a curated record. Gene Ontology annotation, cellular component: nucleolus.
UUGCAUAACAGAUGUUUUAGCAUUUCUCUGUCACUUAAAAUGAUACUUAGCAGAUCAUACCUAGUUUUACGAUUGCUGAGAGGCCAGCUUGUUCGUAGACCUAAUAUUGGUUUUGGGCACCAUUUUGGGUCACAUUUUGAUAGCUGGUAGUAUUUAGUGGUUCAUAGUUGAGGAAAUAUUCGAAUAUUUCUGAACGUUUCUUCUGGAUUUGCUUCCCCUGACAACGUGACAGAACUUUUUAGAAUUAGGAGAUACAUGUUUAUAUUUCUUAAAGGAUGUGUGUGUUUCUUCCCCUGCCCUGACCAAAAUAAGUAGAGAGCUAAGCAAGGGAUGGUUUGGUGGGAUCUGCUGAAAUUAGUACUCCUGUGACUAGGAGGAUGACUAGAAGAACUAAAUCAGUUUGUAAGCCAGAGGUGAUUCAGGAAUGUCAGUUUGAAGAGUUGGAACAUGCAGAAAUGAAAUCAGAUGUCAGUGAUAGCUCAGAGAUGCAGGUCACUGGCAGUGAGAACACGGCUGUUCCGUCAGCACAAUCACUUGCUGAACCACAAGGUGAUGGUGAUGUGUCAGAAGCAGAAUCAAACUGCUCUUCUGUGUCUGGUCUCCAGACACCUUUGUUUGUAAGAAUAACACGGAGGCGACAAAUUGUAAUUCCUUAUCAACCAGAUUCUGCUGACAAAAAAAGACAUGACAGUGCACCUUUUGUAAAUAAGUUAAGUAGGAUUCUGGAUGAAGAUGAUGUUUCUGAAGCUGAGUCUUGUUCCUCUGCUGUUUCUGGUGUCCAGAUGCUCAAUGUUCCCACAAGUACAAGAAGCAGACAAAGUAAAAAGAAAUUGCAGCCAUACAGAGUUGGUGAAGCCCAGAGUGAAGAUACUUCUGGUGCAGAAUCAUGUUGCCUAAGUUCCCUUGUGGAACCAUGUGUCACUCCAAAACGAAUUACUAGGAGCAUGCAAAUGAAAUCACAAGCAGAAAACACUAAGCAGACUGAGGAAAAAAAUAGAUUUGUUUCAGAAGAUGAGAAUUUAAUUGAGGACACUAUUAAAUCUGAUCCCAUCAUAAUUUCUGAUUCUAGACCUACUGCAGAAUUUGUCAGUGACACAGAAAAUGCUUCCACCCUCGUUGAUGGUAAUAAAGAACCCAGUUCACCUAAAAGCAAAUGUGCUAAUGCAACCUGGAGUGAGGACACAGAAGAAGAGAUUUUAAAUUAUGUGGCAUCUAGUCUUACAAAACCAAAACAAAGUGACACUAAGUCACCUGUGAAAAAAACAAAAAAAAAUACACAGUCUGUUGAGAUAGACCAUUCAGAAGCAAUGUGUGGCCAAAUACAAGAAGAUGACAGUAAAAUAGUUGCAAGGAAGGGGAAAUUAGAUGUGUCUGUUUCUUUGACUGACUGCAUGAGUCCCAAACAAUUUCUAGAAUCCCAAGGACAAGUAACACCAAAUGAAAGUAAAAAAAUUACAGAAUGUGAAAGAGCAGAUGCUGAGGCAGAUGCACAGCAGUCUUUCUCAUGUGAUGAUAAAUUGAGGACGAGUAAGCCAGCUAGUGCAGUGAGCAGCCCAUCAAAGGACAUGGCUGUUGCACAGACAUCUGAAAGCACUGGUAAAAGCAGGAUACUCCAAAUUGGUGCAGACACUGCUGACAACCAAACAAAAGAAUAUGAGGUAUCCCACAACAGUGAAAAACCAAGCAGUGAUAACAGCUCUCUUGCAUUGCUUCUGAGCAACAGUGAAAGUGAUGACUCUGAAAAUAGUGAUGUUGCAGAUGUAGAUACAGUUGAUGAGAAUCUGUGUUAUAAAGAGUCAGAUGAGAGAACUCCUUCCCUCAAAAAAUCUUUAAAAAGCGAUUCACUGCAUGUUGAAGGUCUUUUUGUAAUUGAUACUAAGCCUGGCAUGAGUUCCAGCCAAAAGUAUUAUCUGGAUGAUGUAGACCAAGACAGUGAUGCUAAAAGUAAGCAUAAAGGAGGUGAAAAAGAUGAAGAAUCAGACUUGGAAGAGGAUGAAGAGGAAUUGAUAGAUGAAGAUGAAAAAGAUGAAGAUGAUGAUCUGUUGAAAAAUAAGGUUGACGUUUUACGUCUUUCCAGUAGCAUAGACCCUGGUUUGAAUAUCAAGAAGCUUGGAGGUUUAUAUAUCAGUUUUGAUGCAAAAAAUCAGAAGCCUAGAUCGAGUGUAAUUGAACCACUGAAGAAGAAGAAGGAGGACCAGCUCUUGCAGAAGAGUAUAAUAACUCCAGACUUUGAAAGAAAGGAAUGUGUCCCACCCUACAGGGAAUCACUUCACCAGCUAAAGAAACAGCGCAGGGCAGAGCGAGAGAAAACAACAGGUGAUGGUUGGUUUGGUAUGAAAGCCCCAGAAAUCACAAGUGAACUGAAGAAUGAUCUUAAAGUUUUGAAGAUGAGAGCUUCAUUGGACCCUAAGCAUUUCUAUAAGAAGAAUGAUAGAGAUGGUCUCCCCAAGUACUUCCAGGUUGGAACUGUAGUUGAUUCUCCCAUAGACUUUUACCACAGUCGAAUCCCUAAGAAACAGAGGAAGAGAACAAUUGUGGAGGAGCUGCUUGCAGAUUCAGAGUUCAGAAGAUAUAAUAAAAAGAAGUAUCAGGAGAUCAUGAGUGAAAAAGCAGCUUUUGCAGCAGGGAAGAGGAAUCGGAAGAAGAAGAAAUUUCACAAUUAAGAAUUGAAGAAAAAUACCAAGUUUGAACAACUUAUUUGUUAUAAAACUUUCUUACAGAAUGC